AUCAAAAUCAAACAUUAUUUGGAUGCAAACAAAAUACCAAAGGAAAACUUACUGGCAUGUGCGGCAGACGGUGCACCUGCCAUGAUGGGCAAGAAUACGGGAUGCUUAAAAAUGAUGAAGGAUGAAAAUCCAAACAUGUUGACUGUCCAUUGUGUAAUACACCGAGAAAACUUGGUUGCCAAGAAAUUGUCCCCUGUUCUUAACAAGAUUCUUCAAAGUGUGAUCAAGUGUGUCAACAGCAUUAAAAGAAAUUCUAAAUCUGAACGUCUUUUUAAGCAGUUUUGUAUAAAUCAAAGUGCCGAACAUGUUCGAUUAUUGCUUCAUACAGAAGUAAGAUGGCUAUCAAGUGGAAACUGCUUAAAGAGGUUCAUGGAAUUAUUUGAUCAGAUUAACGACUUUCUUAGUGAUAAAUGUGAAAUGAAAUUGCUGUCAACAACGGAUGGAAAAGCAUUUGUCAGUUAUUUGACAGACAUAUUUGAGAAACUUGGAAACUUGAAUAAACAACUUCAAGGUGCAAACAUGACACUUAUUGAUGCAAAAGCAACGACUGAAAUUAACAAAGUUGUCUCCUCAAAUUAAAAACUUGUGCUGUAUGCAUCAGGCACAGGGUUCUCACUAAAUUAGUCGAGCUGACCGUCAAAUAAUUGAACUGAAAAAACGUGUUUCUUUAUUCUUUAUAAAUUGACAUUUUUUAAAAACAUGAGAAAUCGUAAUAAUUUUAUCGAUUUAUUGGGUGUUAUGCACUUUCAGUGCCUGUUGUUUCAAUUCUCAAACUAUUUUUUUGUAUUUUGAAUACAAUUUUUUAAUUUUUGAUUUUUUUUCAAUUGUAAGUAGGCCCACAUGUACUUGUAAAUGUGA
Molecule: messenger RNA, 858 nt
Organism: Octopus sinensis (East Asian common octopus)
Lineage: Eukaryota; Metazoa; Mollusca; Cephalopoda; Octopoda; Octopodidae
Product: SCAN domain-containing protein 3-like
Exons: 2
Coding region: 82-579 (165 amino acids)
Source: RefSeq, a predicted model, not a curated record